GCCUGCCUCAGUUUCAGCCUCAGCCUCAUCUGUAGCCAUUUUGGCUCAAGCCAUUUUGGCUCAAGCCAUCCGACUGGAGCCAUUGCAGGUCAAUAUAUUGCGUCCCAGACGGUACAGUGGCUUGCAUUAUGUUCUGGCAAUUCUUCUGGCAGCGCCAGUGGCUACUAUGGUCAUGGCCCGGUGUAGCUAUAAUUAGUGGCACCGUGUGGUGUCAGGUUCAAUUGGAUGUCAGUGUCAACGCUUGGUUUGGUGGCUUCUUCGACUUGCUCCAAAAGGCUUUGGAAAAGCCUGGCAAUGCCACGGUGGACGAAUUCUACGCCUCGUUGUGGACGGUUAUGCAGCUUAAUCUAGUGGCAUUUUCUUUACAAAUUGCAGUGGGUUUCUUCACCAAGCAUUGGCUCUUCCGCUGGCGCCAAGCUUUGACUGAUGAUUACGUUCGGAAUUGGUACCAGCAUCGCCACGUUGAAGGGGCUAGCCAACGUGUUCAAGAAGAUACGUCAAGAUUUGUUUCAAUUAUUGAUCACCUUGGUGUUGAUUUCAUAAGAUCGCUGCUGAUGCUGAUGGCGUUCAUGCCUCUCCUCGCUGAUUAUUCAAGAUUCAUCACGACCUAUCCGCUUUUCGGCGAAGUGCACAAUGGACUCGUUUGGUUGACAAUGUUUUGGGCAGUCUGUGGCACAUUGCUGAUAGCACUUGUUGGGAUCAGACUUCCAGGGCUCAAGGUCCAAAGCGAAUUAGUGGAGGCAGCCUACAGGAAGGAGCUUGUUCUGGGGGAAGAUGACCCAGAGCGCGCGGGCAUACAAGCUUGCGAUUCACGUUUUGAUGACAUACGUACGAUCAAUUUUCGCAUUUAUUUAAACUACACGUACUUUGACGCGGCCAAAUGGUGUUAUUUGCAUCUCGGCCAUUUUAUUCCUUAUUUGGCGCUUGGGCCCACAAUUGUGGCGGCAGGCUUCACAUAUGGGCAGAUGCAGCAGAUCAUGCAUGCCUUCGGCAAGGUUGAGGGAUCAUUCCAAUUCCUGGUUCGCAGUUGGAGUCAUAUUAUUGACUUGACAGCAAUCCAUACACGCUUAGCUGCAUUUGAAGUUGCAUCGCAUGACGGCAAAGACACCGAUCAAAGUACCCCGUUCAACAACACCAUUGACUAGAAUGUUGUCCCGGAGGUAUGAGGGCAAACCCGUCGGAUGCUUCAGGUGUUUAUGUAUACGUCCAUAGUUGUAUCUGCCGCUGUACAGCUGCAUGAGUGUACACAUGCCAAUGCUUAAACCUUUUUAUAUAUACAUAUAUAUAUACGUUUAUGUGUACAUAUAUUCUCGGCAUCAACGGAAUAAAUUGCCGGAUUUAUGAAUAUUCUGGCAACAUAUUUUCACAGGGCCAUGUGCAUGCGCACGAUCAUUGCAAUAGCAGUCAGGCGCGAGCUUGUGUGGUUGGAACCACCGCCGCUACCUUUGACAGAUCACCGUUGCGUUCUCCAGCGAUUCGUGGAGAGAUAUAUGGCCGGCGGGAUGCCGAAUUUUUGAAUAUUCAGGCAACAAAUUUAACAGGGCCAUGUGCAUGCGCACGAUUUUUGCAAUAACAGUCAGGCGCGAGCUUGUGUGGUUGGAACCACCGCCGCUACCUUUGACUGAUCACCGUUGCGUUCUCCAGCGAUUCGUGGUCCAUUCGAGCGGAAUGAGAGAUGUAUGGCCGGCGGGAUGCCGGAUGUAUAUAAUAUACCGGGCGUCCACGUCCCCGGGCCCAGGGGCAGCCCACUUUUCCAAAACUCCCCCACCCCCCCCCGCCCGACUUUAGUCCCCGGCGCCGGCGAGCCUAUUUGAACGCUCCAGGGCGCUCCCUGCGCCUCGGAAGCCCCCCUUGGCCGCCCUCCGCCUCGGCCUUCGCCCACGAGCGCGCGAGGCCCCCUGCGACGCCCGAGACUGCCCGCCG
This is a messenger RNA of Prorocentrum cordatum, 1923 nucleotides long. Lineage: Eukaryota; Dinophyceae; Prorocentrales; Prorocentraceae. The record is from the annotation of a GenBank genome assembly.